CGCGGUCGGGUCUGGUCCGCGAUAUGGCGCCUUCUUUCCGGCCCGGGAAGGGCCGCCCGCUGCGGGGCGACGGGGGCUGCGCGGCGGCCCGGGCCGACAGGAAGACGAGGAAGCCGCUGGUGGAGAAGAAGCGCCGGGCGCGGAUCAACGAGAGCCUGCAGGAGCUGCGGCUGCUGCUGGCGGACAGCGAGUUCCAGGCGAAGCUGGAGAACGCGGAGGUGCUGGAGCUGACGGUGCGGCGGGUGCAGGCCGUGCUGGAGCGCCGCGCCCUCGAGGGCGGGCGGCUGCACCGCGAAGCCAGCGAGCGCUUCGCCGCCGGCUACAUCCAGUGCAUGCACGAAGUGCACACCUUCGUCUCCAGCUGCCCCGGCAUCGACGCCACCACGGCGGCCGAGCUGCUCAACCACCUGCUGGAGUCCAUGCCCCUCAACGAGGGCGGCUGCCCGGACUUGGUCGCGGACGUUUUGGCAGAUCCCACUCUCGGCCCCUGGCCCGGCGGUGAGGCGCUGGCCCCGACGGCCGAGGCCUCCCUGGGCCCGGCUCUCCCCGCCCCGGCACCCUCUCCCUGCCCCAGCGAGGAAACCUGCUCCGACUCGGAUGAGGCGGAGGCCGAGCCGGGCCAGACCUCCCCCGAUGGACUGGACGCUUCCCGGACGCGCAGCCUGCCGUCCGCUGGCUUACCCAAAUCCAUGUGGAGACCCUGGUAACGGAGGAGUGUCCAGGAGCCAACGCUGAACCUACCUAUAGCGGGGAGAGCACCGAGCUCACCGCCCCGCAGCGUGCGUGGGGCUGGCACCGCUGCGGGACCGCGGCCCGGGCACUCCCACCCUGUCAGGCCCUGACAGGCUAAUAGCUCAACGCGUUAACAUUUCAUCUGUGCGUGUGUGUGUGUGUGUGUGGCAUUUUGUAACUUCAGGGGUUGAUUUUAUGAGAGGUUGGGGGGGGCUGGGGAGGAGGGAGUUGGGUUUUAGUAGCAAAGCUCUUCAGUGGAUACACAGCAAUUAUUUUAUAACCCUGUCUCUUUCUCUUGGCCCUGAUAAGCAGCCUAAAUACCACUACCUUUUUCUUUUAAGAAAAAGCCCUUGUGCAUUUUAAAUCGUGAUGGUUAACUCCAUGAGAAGCUCGAGCUGAGUCUGCAUGCAGUUUUAAGUGUUCUAGUGAUAGCAAAGACCCCUGAAAGGGGAUGGUGUGGUUAGCAUCUGUACUUGGUAGCAGUCUAGAGUCUCACCUUCAGUGAAGGAAAACUAGAAACCUGGUGGAAUUAGACAAACAUUUGCAAGAUAAUGGUGGCAGAGUGCCUUUUAGAAACGAGUGUCUUUCUGCACAUUUUGCUUUUAGCACAUUUGAGUUUAUAUAUAUUGGGGUGUCAAAUGUUUUUAUUUUUUAAUCUUUAAUAAAAAAAUACUGAAUUCACAACUAAUUGCAUGUAUUGUGGAGUAUGAUGCACUUCUAACUGGUUUUAAAAAGCGAAAAAUAUAGUUCCCUAUUGUUUACUAUUAACAGAAGUAUGUAUAUAUUGUGGAAACAAUGCUGGUAAUUAAGCACUUGAUUCUUGUACUAAGCAUUGUUAGCUCAAGUAUUGGAAUUCAAAUGUUUCUUUUGUUUAAUACUAGAAGACACUUAAGUUAUUGCAGUGGGCAAGGUCAUACUGGUGUAAGGCUGAGCAUAGGCCACAGAUUUCUGGACUAGUUUAUCUGGAUGCCAGUCUCAAACCUACUCUACUUGCUCUGCCAUCUGACUGUUCUCAGACAGCUACAGUACUAACUUCAAAAGUGCUAGUCAAAGCCUGUCCUGGGGUGUAACUUUACAGGGAUCUUCAGUUUGGUGGUUUCUUUGUUUUGGUCUUGAUUUUUUUUUUUUUAUCUCUUGAAUGCAAAGUUGAACAGAGUGUGCAAUGGAUUGGGAAAGUAUUCUUUAAAAUGUAAAAAGUGCCUAGAGGACUGGGUGGGAGACCCUGGGCAUUUUUGUACACAAGGUUUUGCACCUCCUGUGUUUGUACUUUUGAGAGAUGUCAGGUUAUUUACGCUGUGCUAAUACCUGUCAGAGCUGUCACUAAAGAGAAAAAAAUAUCCUGAAGUUGCUUAAUACAUGCAAAUUCCCAAACAGAACAAGCAACCUAACUACUGAGGGAUUAGACAUGUAAGUUUUUUGUUAACAACCCUAUGGAACAAUA
This is a messenger RNA of Calypte anna (Anna's hummingbird), 2173 nucleotides long. RefSeq names its product transcription cofactor HES-6-like. The record is from RefSeq and is a predicted model, not a curated record. The transcript is spliced from 4 exons. Gene Ontology annotation, molecular function: RNA polymerase II cis-regulatory region sequence-specific DNA binding; protein dimerization activity; DNA-binding transcription factor activity, RNA polymerase II-specific. Gene Ontology annotation, cellular component: nucleus. Lineage: Eukaryota; Metazoa; Chordata; Aves; Apodiformes; Trochilidae. Gene Ontology annotation, biological process: anterior/posterior pattern specification; regulation of neurogenesis; regulation of transcription by RNA polymerase II. The coding region runs from base 24 to 707 and encodes 227 amino acids.